GAGGAGGAGCCUGUGGGUGUGGGACUCCUAACAAAGGAGACGGACUCACACCAACUCUGGAGAACUGAAGGGAAGACAGCUGGAAGCAAUCCUCAAGUCCUGGACUUUUCUAACUUUUCAUUCAGGAUUCCUGUUCAUGACUUCUGUCGGCGGUGUGGGUCGAUCCGUCAGCUGGGAGAUGUGUGUGCUACUGUGACGUUCCUGACAUGUGUGCUGGUGUGUUUGGGAUGGAAAGCUUGUGCUGUCAAGACCUACAGUUGUGCUCUUAGGUCUUCACCAUGGGGGGUUGCCAUAGCUACCCCUCAGCCACCAAGGCGGACGACAGCGCGCUUCAUCCUUCUGAGGCCGACAACGAAAAACUGGGGAUCAACAACAACAACCUGGAGGAGCGUCCGUACCUGCAGCAAGAGUACGUCUGUCAGCAGAUCACACAGGUGGACAUGCUGACCCUCACGCGGCUGCCCUCUGGCGUGGACAAGGCAGAGUGGCUCGCCAACAACACAGUGGCAUUUUUCAAGCACAUAAACCUGUUCUCCAGCGCUCUGUCUGAGUUCUGCACGCCCAGCACCUGCCCCAACGCAUGUGGACCUGGCAACACAGUUUACUUCUGGAACGACGACCACGGCAGGAAACUCAAGUGCUCUGCUCCUCUCUAUUUCGACUACGCCAUGUCAUACAUUCAAGAGCUCCUCACGGAUGAAGAUGUUUUCCCUACCAGAGCUGGCUCGGUGUUUCCAACAGGCUUCAUCUUCUUGGUCCAUAAAGUCUUCAUGUUGUUGUUCAGGACUCUGGCUCACAUUUACUGGGCCCACUACAGAGAGACUCUGGCUCUGGGACUGCACCCCCACCUCAACACACUGUUUGCACACUUCACGCUCUUCUGCCAGCAGCAUGAACUUCUGGAUCCAGAAGAGACUGAACCGCUCCAGGACCUCAUCACGGCUCUGCGGCACCAAGAACAACCUUGAAAGUGAAACCACACACAUAUUGCAUGCUCGUCUCCUCCGCCACAACCAGAUUUAUGUUCGAGUCAGUGACUUUCCUCCUCGUGCCCAAGUUGCGGCGCAUGGAUUGAGAACAUCUGGUAUUUGAACCGAAGAGAAAAAAACAGUUUUUGCUUUGAAAAGUGAAGAAUCUGAUUCUGCCCUUGUUGUACAUUGAGACAGUUGUUUGAUGUUGCAUGUUGAUGUAUUUCUAAUUAUCUAUUUUAUUUCAGAGACGAAGAUCCUCAUGGUCGUAUACAGGAAAUUCAAAUGUUACACAAAUAAACUGAGGAAUUAAUAUUUGUCUU
This is a messenger RNA of Synchiropus splendidus (mandarinfish), 1291 nucleotides long. Its product is annotated as MOB kinase activator 2. The transcript has 5 exons. NCBI's taxonomy places the organism in Eukaryota, Metazoa, Chordata, Actinopteri, Syngnathiformes, Callionymidae. Gene Ontology annotation, cellular component: cytoplasm; nucleus. The record is from RefSeq and is a predicted model, not a curated record. Gene Ontology annotation, molecular function: protein kinase activator activity. Gene Ontology annotation, biological process: positive regulation of protein phosphorylation; signal transduction. The coding region runs from base 279 to 968 and encodes 229 amino acids.